AUGUUGUCAUCUCGAGUUAUCCGAAGUCUAGCCGGCCCCCGCAGCCUCAAUCGAUUUUUUGAGCGUAAAAUCUUGACCCCCGCAUUUUCGCUGGAAAAAGAAUGGGCUGCGCGGCAUGAAGAGUUAGCCAAACUUGGUUUGGGAGGAGAUUAUGAAUGGAUUUCGGCGGUGCAGAAAAAGUUUAUUGGUGGCGGAUAUGCGAGUGCUGUGGAUGUGGAUGCGGCGAUUUGUGUGGCUGAACAGAAAGAUCAGGUGGGAGAUGGAUUUUCAAGAGGGGAUUUUUGGAGCCAAAAUUUUUAAUUUCCACCAGUUUGAAAAAUUUGAGAAAAAUAUAAACACGACUUUUCCAAAAAUCAUUAGAAAUUUUUAACAUUUUUGAAACAGUAAAUUUUUGACCAAUUCUUCAAAAAUCGAAACUCAAAGAUUCCAAUGAAAAUGUUAUCAAACAAAUCAAAUUAAAAUUUCACUGUUUCAACUUUUCCAUGAAUAACCAAUGUUUCUUUGUAAUAUUCUGUAAUAAGAACAAAUCAUGUUUUUAAAUAAUUUGAAACUUAUUUUGUUCAAUUUAUCGUUUUCUGAAACAUUUGCUCACAACUUUUUUUUUUCUAAAAAUUGGCUGAAAAUGAGUCAUUUUAAGCUGAAAAUCAUGAAAAAAUUGAAAAUCAUGAAAAAUUUUUAAAAAAUUUUUUGAAUUCUUUUUUAUCACUCGCAGUUUAUAAUAAAGCAAUCAAUUCGAAAUUCCCUUGAAAAUCAUAUCAACAAAUUUUGAAACGUAUAUUUUCCACCUUAAUUUUUCAUAUUUUCUCUACAGGUCGAUGAUACAAUUGAACUUCUCUACAAACUUCGUCAUAGCGUAAAAGCGGCUGAAAAAGCAGAUUCGAGUGAAUAUGCGAUUAUUAGAUUGCUUUUGAAGUAUCAACCGGAUAUUAUUUUCACAUUGGCUAAUGAUAGUGUGAGUUUUGAACUUGAAAAUUUGGAAAAGUGAUGAAAACUUGAGUUUUGAGCCAUUUUUGAGCUCAAAAAUACCUUUUUUGCAGAUAAAUUACGGUGUAUUUUUGAACGAACAUUCGGCUUGUUUGGUUAUCGAUCAUUUUUUGAAAACGAAUAAUAUCCAAGGAGCCGCCAGAAUUGUUUCAUGGGUUAUGCAACAAGAACAGACGGAAAAUGAAUUGUUGAAUUUGCUUGGUGAGUUGGAUUUUUGGAGGGAGGGAAAUUGCUGAUUUUUGUCCGGAAACAAUGGAUGAUGAAUCGAUAGUAUUUCACGUCGACCCACAAAAGAACAAACUGCUGCAAUGGGUUUGAGACAGAAUGCAUCAAAAUGCAAAAAAACUACUGAACCAUUUCGAAAACUGAUUACAUAUUCGUGAUGAGCGUGUUAAAAUCUAUGGAAAUAAGGAUUUUCAUGAAUUCUAGUCGAUUUUUUUCUUGUAGUACGUUGAGGAAAAACCGAAAAACCGUACACCCAUUGCAGCAGUUGGGCCGACGUGAUUUGUAUUGUUGGAGCUUGUUUUUAAUUUGAAACAGCGAAAUUUUUUCUCCAAUAUAAUAAGAAAGAAAAAAAUUGAAAAAACAUAGUCUAUUUAUAUUCCUAGACGAUUUGAAACAGUAACUUUUUAUUAGCAAAACUAAGGUAGACUUAACUUGCCGCUUUGCGGAAGAUAGCGGAAAGACUAGCGGUACAUCCACGAGUCUUGAAGUAGACUAAGAUAACCUAGCUGUAAUUUGCAUACAAUAUUUAACUUAUGAUUGAUUUUCGAGUGUAGUUUUAAAAUUUGGUUUAAACUUGAAACAGUGAGAUUUUCAUUCAUUUUAUUUAAAUUGAAAGGUCUAUAUUGAGAAAACAUAGUUUCUAGAGAUUUGUAGCAUAUUUUUUUUAUAUAUCUCAAUGGAAAAUUGAAUUAAAAAUAUUAUUUUAGAGUUUUGUUUUGCAUCUGAAACAAAACUUUCUAUUUUUAUAAAGCUGAAAAAAUUAUUAAGAAAGAAUAGUUUCGGAUUUUUACAAACAUUGAAAAAGUAAUUUUCAAUUAACAAAAAAAAUCUUAAUUGAUCAAAACUAAUUUUCGCUUUCAAAUUAAAAUUCUAGCUUGAAACAGUGAUUUUUUGACCAAUUUUUUCAAGCGAGAUUAUUAUUGAUAUGUAUAAUCUAAGAUUUAAUGUAAUUUUGUAGCUGAAACAGUGAAAUUUUUGGUUAAAAAAAUUAGAAUUAGAAAAUUCAAUAAUUUGACAGAUUCAUAGAAAAUUUGAAACAGCGUUUUAUUACAUGAACAUCAUGCAUCGAAAAUGAUCGUUGAUUUUCAAAUUUUAUUUUUAUUUGAAACAGUGAAUUUUUCUAAACUGUUCACAAUUUUUGAAAUUUUUUAUUUUUGGCAAAAAGUUGAAGUAAGAGAAAUUAUGUUAUGUUUCAAAAUAACAUUGUAAAAAUAGUGUUUUAAAUACUUGAAUGCUUCUGAUUUCUUGAAAUUUAAUCCGAAUAUUUUAUUGUGGGUGUUUGAAGGAAUGACAUUGAGAAUAAAUUCCGCUGGUUUAUAAAACUUUAUUUUGAAACAGUGAAUUUUUUAUUCAAAAAUCUUAUUUGUUUUUCCUGGAAAAAUCAACCAUACAAUUUUUCAGGCCUAUAUGUUUGCUCAAAAUGGGUCGAACUUCCAAUUGAUCAACAAACUAUGCCAUUGGCUGAAGAAAAUGAUGAAGAUGUUAAUGAAGAUGAUAUUGUGAGUUUAUUAAUUAAUUACCUAAUUAAUUAAAAUUUCCCAUUUUCCAGAGAACUUUCAAAUUUCCUUACCUGAAAAAUGAGUAUUUUGAUGAGCAUUUUGAUUUGAAUAAUGCUCAACAUUUGGUUGGAAAAUCGAUACUUUGGAUUUCGCGAGAUUCGAAAACGCUUUCACAAGAAGUUCGGAAUGAUUUGCAAUUCCUCGGUGCAAUUCUAUUCGAAAAAUCAAUGUUGGCCGAAUCUUUGGCUUCCCCAAAAAUCUCGAAUUCGGUUAAGAAUUUGGUGAAACAACGAUUGUUGCCGAAGGAAGAAGGAGCUGAAAUGACGGAAAAUUCGAAGAAGAUUUUGGAGAAAUUGGGAGAGUUUGAGGAAAAUCAGGAAGGAAAUCAGAAAUUGAGCGAGGUUUUGGGAGAGGCUUUGAAGAAAAUACAAGGAGAAGAAGAGGCGAAAUUGUGUGGAGAACAGAAAAGAAUAUUUGGAGAAUGGAAUGAGAGACGAAGAGAGUUGAGUAAGGCACAGGCCGAGAAGGUUUUGUUGAGAGUGAGUUUUUUGGGAAGGGAAUUUUAAUGAGAUUCACACAAAGUUACAGAAAAUUCACAGAUUUCCAAUUAAAAAUUCUUGAUUUUCAGUUGAAAAUUUGAGCCCAUAAAUUUUAAGAAUUUUUAUUUUAAAAAAAUUUGAAUUCGCUAGAGAAAAUUUGGCACCAAACUUUUUUCUUUUUCAAAAAAUUACUGUUUCAAAAUUUUUGCAAGUUUUCAAUCAUUUAGGAAAACUUGUUAAAGUCUGCUUUCCAUGGUUCGGAACAUUUCAGAAUAUAAAUUUAAAACUAUUUUUAAUUUCGAAAAAAAAAUACUGUUUCAAAAAUUUUCUAAAUUUUGAGGAAUUUGUUUUUCAGUGAUUUUCCGUCAAAAUAAUUUCCUAGAAAAUUCGACAUGAAAAAUGAUUUGAAGAAUAAUUUAGUUUUUGGAAAUAAAUGUUUGAAAAUUUUAAUUUUUCCUGGAAAAUUUUGUGUUUUGUUACAAAAAAAAAUACUGUUUUAAAAAUUUGGUAAAUUUAGAAGUAGUUGUCUGUUGGAUCAAAAACCAUCUAAAAAUCUAAGUUUUCUCUAACAAUAAGAUUCCCAGAAAAUAUCAAUUAAAUUUAAUUUAAACUACUUUUCCAAAGAUAUUUUACCUCAGCCUUUCAGUUUCCAUGGUUUUCGAUUAAAUACGUUUCAAACAUUUUUCAUUUGAAAAAUUUAAAUAUUUCAUUGAUAGACUAUUUGGUGGCUCUGAACGGAAAAAGAGGGGUUUAGGAAAAAAGAGGGGUUUUCGAAAACUUGAUUUUUCAAAAGCUUGAAACGAUAUUCAAAAGUUGGUUUCAGAAGUUGCUUUUGUUCAGAAUUUCAAUCUUAAUCUGAUCCUUGCGCUCAAAUUUUAUGAAAAGUGAAAAUAUUCCCACAUUUGAGAGCAUAAAGUUUUGAAAACCCCCUUUUCUUUCGAAAUUCUCAAAACCUGUUUUUCAACUCCCGUAUUCUGAAAAAUUUACAGAAACGAAACACGGGCACGUCAAAAUAUGUGACACAUAUUAUGUGUUUAAAAAAAAACAUUUUUCUAGGGUUUAAAAAUGUUUUUAGAUAUUUUCUCAAAUUUUUUCAAACUAGUAAACAGAGUUUUGCGUCAUAAAAAACCACGUGGCAAAUUUUCAAAUGUAAUUAUUUUCUUUGCAGGUCCGCGAAGAAGAAAUUGUUGAAGAGCUCAAAAAAUUGGACAAAAUGGAAGAACAAAUGAACUUUUUUCAAAAAUCGUCUAAAAUGGGAAAAACGAGCAAAUGA
Caenorhabditis angaria is the source of this 4520-nucleotide messenger RNA. The record is from the annotation of a GenBank genome assembly. Lineage: Eukaryota; Metazoa; Nematoda; Chromadorea; Rhabditida; Rhabditidae.